AUGUGGCAUAGUAAAAAGUUUAAAUAUUUGUUUUUUUUUUCUUUUCAGCUCAAAUGCUGUGGUGCUGAUGGUCCCGGCGAUUGGGCCACUAGUCGUUUUAACAAUGUCGAUCGUACAAAUAUAGUUGAUAUUGCCAUUUCUUCGAUGAAUGUCUUCUACAAUAUACCCGAAUCCUGCUGUAAAGAUGAACUCAAAGAAAAUGUAUGUGAAAUGUCGAGAAAAUUGAAAUUUGGAGGAGCUUUAAAUGCCGCCAUACAUCAACAGGGUUGUGUGGAUAAACUGAUUGAUUUCAUAUACGAUAACUGGGUCGUAAUCUUUGGCAUAACGGCUGGUGUUAUUUUAUUGGAAUUAUUGGCUUUGACAUUCUCUUUAAGUUUAUGCUGUGCCGUCAGAAGUCAUCAGUAUAAAGCCUGAGAAUUACAGAAUUCCCAAAGGGAAAUAUCCGAUGAUGAAAAAUACUAACCAUAUUCUUUAAGGAGACAGCGACAACAGCAGCAGCAUCAGCAACAGCAAAAACAACAGCUUAAAUAUAAAUUAGGAUAAAAUAAAGAGAUUUUAUGAUAAAUCUGUUAAAGAAAUGUUUAGAGUAAAAAUUUCCCAAUUUUGGGAAAUAAUUUUUAGUUUUUUUAAUUAAAAAUUUUGAAAAAUUUUAAAAUAUUUUGGACUAGAAUCUCGUAAAAUAGAUUUUUUUUCAAUUUUUCUUAAGAAAAUAAGAAAAACAAACUGCAAAUCAUAAGCAAUUUCUGUGUAAAUAGUAAAACAAUGAAUGCAUUUUUUCUGGUUUAAAAUUUCUUUAAAAACAAGAAAUAGAAAAUCAUUAGAAUUUCGCCAAUUUUUUCUUUAAAGCUCCAAAAAAAAAAACGACUUAAACUUAAUUCUCUUAAUUCAUAAUAUUAAGAACAGUAAAAGUAAACUGUUUUAAAAGUUAAGUUUUUGAAUAAAUUUAAUUAUUUAACAACAGAAAGCCACUUACUUUAGAGAAAACACUUAAAGAAAAGUCAAACAAAUAAAUACACAAAAAUUUUGUUUAAAUUUAUUUAAGCCUUAAGGAAGACUAAUUAAUAAAUUAAUAAAAUAUAAAAGAAAAACAAAGCAAUUUUUUUUAUAAGAAAUUAUAAGUUAAAUUUUUUAAUAAAAUCUAAGAAAAAAAAAAAUAAAGAACAUUAAAAAAAAACUCACCACACUAGACAUAUAGACUCAAAUUUCACCACCUAAAGCAUUUAAAAAGGAAAAAGUUAAGUAAAGAAUAGAAAACUAAAACACUCAUUUUCAUUUAAAUAGUUUUUCAUUAACUAAAUAAAACUAAAAAUCUAACUUAAAUUUUAUUUUAUAAAAACCUAAAAAACGGCAAAUUUCAACAAAUUUAAACAAAGGGCGGGUUUUUCAGAUGAAGUUAAAGUACAAACUUUGUUUAAACACAGUUUAAUCUAGGUUUUGUGUUUGUGAGUAAUCAGUUUAAUUGUUUGUUAUCUGAUUAUUAUCUUAGUUUAACUAAUAGUUAUUGGCCUAUUAAACUUAAGUUAAAA
Molecule: messenger RNA, 1526 nt
Organism: Lucilia cuprina (Australian sheep blowfly)
Lineage: Eukaryota; Metazoa; Arthropoda; Insecta; Diptera; Calliphoridae
Product: tetraspanin-17-like
Exons: 3
Coding region: 1-414 (137 amino acids)
Cellular component (GO): membrane
Source: RefSeq, a predicted model, not a curated record